AUGUUCAUAACAGUGGAAUAUUGUAGAUUGCCAAAGCUUUGCACUGCUUGCUGUGUAUUUGGGCAUGACUGUUCGGUUCCAGGAAAUGGUACUAAUAAUGUUAGGAAGGUUUGGCGAAGGAAGCAAAUCACAACAGCGGAGCUGCGGGAGGUGGAUUCUGAGAGAAUGAAUAGUUCUUUGGGUACAGAGGUAGUGGAUGGUUCUUUGGGUACAGAGGUUGUGGAGUUGCAGGUGCUUAAUUCUGAGACACUAGAUGUUUCAGUGGGUAAAGAGGUGAGGGUUGACAGUGGCAAGGAAGUGUGUGAAACACCACCAAUAACCCCAAGCGCUCUUCCUUCCCAGGAGGAGUUUGACACAGUUGUGAAUGGUGUUAAGGCUGGUCCAACGAUUUUGCAGAGGUCUUCUAUAACUUUGCAUAAUUCGUUUGCUGCUAUCUGUGCGAAAGGGGUAACUCUGCAGCCUGCUCCAUCUAAGGGGCGAGAGGGUUUACGUAGUCAGAAAGGGACUUUGGUCCCCCCACUUGUUAAAUGA
This is a messenger RNA of Linum trigynum, 531 nucleotides long. NCBI's taxonomy places the organism in Eukaryota, Viridiplantae, Streptophyta, Magnoliopsida, Malpighiales, Linaceae. The record is from the annotation of a GenBank genome assembly.